AUGCGGCCUGAGCUUUUUCUCGCCCUUUUAGCCUUUCUUUGCGCCUCUUUUUCCACUGGAGAAACACGCUACGAACGCGUCGGAUUUGUAAGGUUUGUUGAAGAUCAAAGAUGGAACUAGCACAGGAAAAUUCAAAAAUUGAGGAGAAAAGAAGAGAAAAAAAUUAGGCCGUAUUUUUGAUACAGUUGAUUUAUUGCUCGCUUGAGAAAAUGAAAAAAAAGGUCCUGACACGAUGGUAGAAGACACAGUACCUGGCUGGUGGAGAACGCACACAUUCCACUCCUUUUUGCGUCCCAAGCUCCGUGAAUGGGGCAAAGUAAUCGCAAAAAAAGAGAAUAUAUAUUAACUUUAACAAUAUGUUCGUAAUCACAGCCACCAUAUUUAUUGAAUGAGACCAAAAUUUAAUGUAUAAAACAACCGCCAAGAAAUACUUGCAGCGACCCGAUCAAAUUGCUGCUACAAGAUAGUUAUUCUUCACUGAAGAAUCGAAUGUACAGCGGCUACCAGAAAAUUUCUCCAUACCGACAGGUGAGCCUUCAAAAACAUUGAAAGAGACUAACUUUGGGAUUCAUGAUAUUAAUCUCAUUACAUAAAGGUCGUUUUACUGAGAAACUAGGGGUUUUAAUAAAUUCUUCAAAAUCUGGAUGAAGACCUGACAGAGUUGCUUUCUGCGAAAACUUCUUGAUUUGGAGAUAAGAUGUUUUGAAGAUAUUAAAACUAAUGAUAACUUUUUGUCUAAACCUUCCGCGAGUGUGAAGGAAUUCUUUAUGAAUAACCGGAGACAGAAGUUUAACGAGUUACCCGUUAUUAGGAACCAAGUGCAAACUCGGGCCUACGUAACGCAAACCGGACGCGCUCAGGACGAUCCUGAGCAUUUCAGUUAAACCCUUAAUAGUGAUAAAAGCCGCUUUAGUGAUCACUAUAAAUGCUCAGAAACGUCCGGACCGCUUCUUGUUUGAGUUCCCGAGGUCCGAAUAACAGGUGACUCGUUAAACUUCUGCCUCUGGUUACUCAUAAAGAAUUCCUUUACACUCGGAGCUAUACGAAUCCGGAAAAAUGGCUAAAAUGUGUUUAUUGAUGGUGGUUCUGAAAGUCUGUAACUCAAAAAAAAAAAAGAAAUUCUGAUUAUUGCGUCCAUGGGUUGAAGUCACGGACAGAGUCCAGUCAAGCGACUUUCGAAAAGUAGUUCCUUGGAAACUAGUCAAUUUCACGGGUUACAGCUACAUCCAGUAUAUAAAGAAGCACUGUGAUCUUUCUUUCAGAAAAAAAAAACAUGUAGAUUCUCGGUUUAAACACUCUCCUUGAAAGAAACAUAAUCUUUCCAAAUCAUUUUAACCCAGAUGAAAGUUUCAGGUGAGGAAACGAAAGUACACGGCCUUCCCGCCCACGUUCUACAGUUCUUUCGGGUUUGGCGCUCUGCCAUUCGCCAGCCGACGACACAUUUCUCUGCCCUACAACGACUUGUUCUUUUCUGGAUAA
Caenorhabditis auriculariae is the source of this 1479-nucleotide messenger RNA. Lineage: Eukaryota; Metazoa; Nematoda; Chromadorea; Rhabditida; Rhabditidae. The record is from the annotation of a GenBank genome assembly.